Molecule: messenger RNA, 3803 nt
Organism: Misgurnus anguillicaudatus (oriental weatherfish)
Lineage: Eukaryota; Metazoa; Chordata; Actinopteri; Cypriniformes; Cobitidae
Gene: rin2a
Product: Ras and Rab interactor 2a
Biological process (GO): vesicle-mediated transport; signal transduction
Cellular component (GO): endocytic vesicle; cytosol
Molecular function (GO): small GTPase binding; guanyl-nucleotide exchange factor activity
Source: RefSeq, a predicted model, not a curated record
CACAUAAACUUUUGUUCUCGAGGAGUUUGUUUUUGCCGGGAGAGGUCGCAUGCUUUAACACAACAGCAAUGGGAUGAGUCUCGCGAAGCAGGAGGAAACCGACUUGAACAGUCAUGUAGUUACAUCCAAAACUUCAUGUUAACAACAGCAAAGCAUUUUGGAGAAACCUCAUCCAUGUUAUGAACGCGCAAUUGCGCUUUUGGUUACGGGAGUUGUAGCUUCGACCCGUCGAGAGAACCAGCCCAACACAGAAGAGCUAUAGGACCCGACCAUGUGCGAGUUAGUGAUGCAGUCCUGCCUCAUGGACCAAAAAAGUAGCUUUUUUAAGCUGAUCGACACAUUCUCCUCGGAGAUCUUGGAGCUAAAGCAGGAGAUGGUCCAGCCAGCCAGAGAACCAGAGAGUGAGAUAUUACAAGGGCUGGAAGGAGAGGUCAGUGGCCUGUUCCUGCAAUCUACUGCCUGCGCUGGCGCGCCAGGAGUGAGGGAUUCUGGGUAUGACUCUCUUCGCAGACGCAUGAGCAUCCUGGACAGACUGAUGCAGACGCACUCUGUAUGGCUGCUGCUGUCACUCUGCGAUGAGGAGGCCAGGCGCAUUUUGCAGCCGCAACCAGCAGGGAGUUUUGUGGUGAGAAGGUGUGCAAAACUGCAGAAAAAGGUGAUUUCCAUGCGGAUGGAUAGUGACACACACGUAGUUCGGGACUUCCCAGUUAAAGAGAGUCAAUACACCUUUUCCCUGGAGGGCUCAGGAAUCAGCUUCGCAGACCUUUUUCGACUGGUGGCUUUCUGCUGUAUCAGCAGGGACGUCCUCCCCUUUACCCUGAAGCUCCCAGAGGCCAUUAGUGCAGCAAAGACACCUACAGAUCUCGAGCAGGUGGCUCAGUUAGGAAGAGGUUUCUGGGACUCUGAGCUGUGCAGUAAGAAAAAGCAUUCUGUUACCGAAGAGCCUGUUCGUGAAAGUUUACAGCAGAGAUUAAAACAGUGGGACAGCAAGGUUUCCCCAAGAGACAGUGUCCCAGUGAUCCCACACACUCGCACUCCAUCUGAGCUUGAAUGCAGUCAGUCCAACGGAGCAUUGUGCUUCAUCAAUCCCUUAUUCCUCCAGACACACAAGCCCAACCCCAAUCCAUCGCCCGAGAAUCCAGAAACAUCAACAUCCUCAGGCAACAAAGAGCGCCAGCAGAACGGGAAGAGCAGCGUCCUCUUUCGUGCAAGCAGCAAGCACGUCAAAACCAACUUUGGUUUGAAUAAAUCCAAAAGUACAUCACGCUCCCCACCACCUCGGCCCCCACCUCCCCGCUUCGGCUCUGGCAGAUCGGGCAUCCUUCGUAAACAGAAGACCAUGCCCGAGACAGUCAGCUGGAUCAAAACACCUCAGGAAAAGACCGGCCUGCUGGGGAGAUUGGGUUCCUCCUUAAAUUCCUUAUCUCCAUCAUCCUCUCCACCCAAAAGGUUCAGUAAACCCAUCCAGGUGCCUUCAUCCCGCAAUAAGAAUUCUUCAACUCUGCUUGAUGCAGAUGGUCUCCGCUGCCAAAUGGCUCUGGACGAUCAGACCAUUGAGGAAGCAGUGUCUUGGAGCUUGGCCAGGCUCAACUCUAAUGCCGUGGAGAGCGGAAGCCCCGCGGACGAGCACACGACCACUGGACGAGAACGGCUGAGUGACAUCAGCAUCUCCACCUCGUCCUCAGACUCUCUAGACUUCAAUCACAGCUUCUCGCUGCCCAUGGAAGCCAGUAGCUCUAUGACCGAACGCCCCACCGGAGACAGCAGCCUGGAGGAGGAAGAAGAGGACGAUGGCAUCAACUUGGAGAGCGACCAGGAGGUUCCACCACCUUUCAAGUCAAAGAAGCGGCACCAUGCCGGCACAUUCGCGCUGCCACUUUCACUGAGAGGACGUUUCCGCAAGAUGAGCAGCGUUUUUAACUCUUUGAUGACGCCUGAGAAAAGAGCUAUUCGGAAGAUCGUGGAGCAGUCCAGGGAUAAAGGAACUUACUUUGGCUGCCUGGUGCAGGACUACUUGAGUUUCUUACAGGAGAACUGCAGCUGCCACACGUCAGGCUUGGAUCUUUUGCAGACUGUCAGACAGUUUAUGACACAGAUGAAGUCCUACCUGCUGCAGAGCUCCGAGCUUGACCCACCUAUUGAGUCUCUCAUUCCAGAAGACCAGAUUGACCAGGUGAUGGAGAAAGCCAUGCACAAAUGUGUGCUGAAGCCCCUGAAACCUGUGCUAGAAGCCGCUCUGCAGGACUUCCAAAAUAGCAGCGGGACUUGGCAGCAGUUGAAAGAAAAUCUGGUUUUGGCCAAAGCCAAGCAGCCUCAGGAGAUGGGUGUGGACGGGGGCAUUUCCCCUGACCCCGUAGCAAUAGAGAAAAUUCGCCACAAGUUCCAGAACAUGUGCAAGAUGUACUCACCUGAGAAGAAAGUGUUUAUGCUUCUCGGUGUUUGCAAACUUAUCUACACCAUAAUGGAAAACCACUCAGGGAGGAUGUAUGGGGCGGAUGAUUUCUUACCUAUGCUGACAUAUGUGGUGGCCCAGUGUGAUAUGCCACAACUAGAUGCUGAAAUCGACUACAUGAUGGAGCUUCUGGACCCAUCACUGCUCAAUGGAGAAGGAGGAUAUUACCUGACCAGUGCAUAUGGAGCAAUGUCUCUCAUCAAGAACUUCCAGGAGGACCAGGCAGCCCGUGUACUGAGUUCUGAAACCCGUAACACACUGCACCAGUGGCACCGCAGACGCACAGCUCAACGUACCACUCCAUCUGUGGAUGAUUUCCAGAACUACUUGCGGGUGGCACUGCAAGAUGCAAGUAGCGGCUGCACUGCCAAAACCCUUCAGGUGCAGCCGUACGCCACAACGGAAGACGUGUGCCAGAUAUGCGCGGACAAGUUUAAAGUUUCGGAUCCGGAGAACUACGCCCUGUUCCUCUUGACGGACGAAACCACACAGCAGUUGGCACCGGACACUCACCCACAAAAGAUUAAGGCUGAACUUCACAGCCGUCCACAGCCGCAACCGUUUUACUUCGUUUACCAUCAAAUCAAAAACCUCAGCUUCACUGACCCUUCAGACGAGCUUAAUGGUAACACUGUGUCCAACUGAGAAAGAGCCAAGUCUGGUUUCCUACGGGUCCUCUCCAAACUCCUUUUCGGCCUUAUUAUUCAUCUGCUUCCAUAACAACACUGCUAACGUCUGCAUUUGAAGAGGGAAGCGGAAAAUGUGUUUGGAGGAAAAAAGGGAAGGAAGAAUGUGUCUGACAGAUGCAGCGCUUUUUGUAUGCCUUGUCUUUACUAUUUCAAAACGUUUCGGGAAGUGGCACGUGACCAUCACGAGAGUAGCUGAACAGCGAAUGCUCAAUUUCAUCAAUGUACAAACUACAUUCAGGUUAAAAGGUUAUCAGCGACUUUGGCGUGUUUCUGUUGUCUCCUUGAGCUUUGCACAUUCUGCAUGAUGCCAGAUACUUUGAAUGCUUUCUGAGGGAUGCGCCUUUCGUUUCCUCAAAGUCCUACAUAUCUCCCCGGUUUGUUUGUUUGUUUGUUUGUUUUUGCUAUGGUGAUACAUUGUGGCAUUGUUUAUGACUGCUUUGCCAAAUGUGAGGCACUGCUUGGUGCUUUAACUGGACACAUUUUUGCACAAAGUGAAGAAUUUGUUAGUUCUUCCGUUGGCAUUUUUGCAGAGCUCUACGCUAAUGUGGACAUCUCGGUCACCAAGGACAUUGUGGACAUCUUUAUAUGAAUCCAGUUUAAUUUUCUAAUGUAAACCUUCCAUGAUAUUUUUGCAGUUGCUGGUAAACUGCAUUUUACACGAA